Messenger RNA from Siniperca chuatsi (mandarin fish), 5397 nucleotides. RefSeq names its product adenosine deaminase tRNA specific 2 (gene adat2). The record is from RefSeq and is a predicted model, not a curated record. The coding region runs from base 224 to 1099 and encodes 291 amino acids. Gene Ontology annotation, cellular component: nucleus; cytoplasm. Lineage: Eukaryota; Metazoa; Chordata; Actinopteri; Centrarchiformes; Sinipercidae. The transcript has 5 exons. Gene Ontology annotation, biological process: tRNA wobble adenosine to inosine editing. Gene Ontology annotation, molecular function: zinc ion binding; tRNA-specific adenosine-34 deaminase activity.
ACAUCAGAGUGAACGUGGAGAUGCGUGGUGCCAUCGGGGAUCUCGAUUGGUCAUGUCUGGAACUGGUCCGUCCACUAUUAUCUUCCCCUACCAGUGUAAGUGUAUGGCAUGUAAACUACAUCGUACGAAAUUGUGACUAAAAAGUGAAGAAAUAAGCUACAAACACUCAUUAUAUGCGCAUAGUAUGACUUUUGUUAAGUAAAGUUAAGUAUUAGGAGUUGCCAUGGGAACAGAGGAAGGUAGUAAAGCUGAUUCGGCGGAGAGUUUCUAUCCGAGUGAUGAGGAAAUUGAGAAGUGGAUGGCCAGCGCGUUUGACAUGGCCAAAGAUGCUCUGGAGAGUGGAGAGGUGCCAGUUGGAUGUCUGAUGGUCUACAAUGAUGAAGUCGUGGGCAAGGGACGCAAUGAAGUCAAUGAGACCAAAAAUGCCACUCGCCACGCUGAGAUGGUGGCCCUGGACCAGCUCCUGGACUGGUGUCGCCGCAGCAACCUGGAUGUGAGCAGCGUGUGCCAGCGAACGGCCCUGUACGUCACCGUGGAGCCGUGCAUCAUGUGUGCUGCAGCGCUGCGCCUCCUCAAUAUCCCAGCGGUCGUGUACGGCUGCAGGAACGAGCGGUUUGGAGGCUGCGGUUCAGUUCUGAAUGUUUCCUCUGCAAACUUACCUCAGACUGGGACCACAUUCAAGGUCUGUGUUUGUCCCUGGUGGGUUUUUUUUUUUGUUUGUCUAAUUGCUAUUUUUUAUUUGUGUGUGUCUUGUCCUUGGAGAGUACUACACUCUGCUUGUGUGUUGGUGUUUGUGGGUGUUUCCAGUCCCUGCAGCCAGGAUCCAACAUCUGGUGGAAAUCCUUUCCAGAGUGGAGGAGGCUGUUGUAGCAGCAGAUUAAUGCUCAUGGUUUUGGAACGACAUGUUCAGCUGUCACAUAUGGGUAUAAAAUGUGGCUAUCCACAUACUUUUGGCCUCAGAGUGUAUAUGACUGUGUAUCUGGUGUGUGUGUUUCAGUGUGUUUCAGGUCACAGAGCAGAAGAAGCUGUAGAGAUGCUGAAGACUUUCUACAAACAGGAGAAUCCAAAUGCCCCGAAACCCAAAACACGGAAGGACUGAGCUUUCCCGGACAAAUCGGCUGCAGAUUCAGUUUUUAUAUUGCUUGUAUUUACCUUUUUAAAUGUGUUUUUAUUUAAUAAAUUACAUUAUAAGUAAUUGUUUGUGUGUUGCAUACAGACCUCCUUGAACAUUGGUUGCUUUUCCGCCAGCAGGGGGAGCAGCAGACCAGCUAACUUCCCAUUAAGGAAAUGGGUUUUAAUGUCACUGAUCAUCCACACAGGAGAAAUGAAACUGUGAACACUUUGGAGUGAUAAACCUUGUUUCUCCACAGUAUCAGCUUUCCAUGGACGACGACACUGUUAUCUUGUGUGAGUCUGAAGUUUUAUCCACUCAUAGACAAGCAUGUGAUACUGCAAUGAAAACAAAAAUAUGAAAAUGAUCAAUAUUAGAAAGUCCAAAUAUUUAGCAAAGAGAAUGGAAAAUGUUAUUCAGUUUUCUGUAGGUGGCGCUCUUUUUGCUCGUCAGCCAUACUGAUUUUCACUGUUUGGAAACACACAGUUCUGUUUGUUCUUUAACUGUAAAUGUAAAAACACGCCACUUCCUGUGUUUUCUGAGAGCGACAGACAGAAAGUGUGAGAGGCAGUGAGGAAGUGUCUCUCUCUCUGUGUGUGUACUUGUACUUGCUACAUAGUGAGGACUGAAACGUGUUUUUUUUACCUACAGAGUGAGGACAUUUUUGGAAAGUGAGGACAUUGUGGCCGGUCCACACAACUUCAAAGGGCUGUUUGAAGGUUAAGACUUAGUUUUAAGGGUAAGGUUAGAAUUACACUAUGGUUAGGGUGAGGGGUUAGGCACUGCAUUAUGUCAAUGACGGUCCUCACAAAGAUAGAACUACAAGAAUGUGUGUGUGUCUAGCAGCGCCUCUCAACAGGAUUGACCUUCACAACUGCUCAUGUAUCACACACACACACACACACACACACACACACACACACACAGUGACACAAUUCAGACUCUCUGUUGUUUCACUUCCUCUCAGACACACACACACAUACUGUGGCAUGCUGGUAUGUGUGUGUUCGCUGUAUCUGCAGCUGGGAGGAGUUGAAAAAACUGCGUCUAUGUUUGCAGGAGUGUGUGUGUGUGCACUGAGUGUCAGAGAAAGUGUGCUGAGUGAGUGAGUGAGUGUGUGGGUGGGUACAUCUGUGAUCUGCAUGUGUGUGUGUGUGUGUGUGUGUGUGUGUGUGUGUGUGUGUUUCAGGUGGCUUGCUGUUUUUCCCCCUCCCACUGAGUCAAACGAUUUUUAAACUCUUUCUCACUUUGUCUUUCACACGCUGUCUCUCUUUUUAGUUUCAGCGUUUUGAUUUUCUCCCUUCCUCUCUUCCUUCUUCCCACUUUUAGUGGCUAACAACUUCCUUCCUUCCUCCACCGCUUCCUUCCUGCUUCCUGCUUCCUUCCUGCUUUCCUUUACCUUUUUCCUUCCUGUCUGUCACCCCUUUUCUACCACCUUUUUGUCUUUCUACAUUGUUUCUUCCUGCUCCUUUAUGUCUUUCAGCGGCUUAUCAUUUCAGUUUGUUUUUGUUUUACAAUUUCCCUCUUUGAUUCCUUUCUUCCUUCUGCUUCCUUUUUCUUCCCUCCUUUCGUCUUUAUUUCUUCAUAUCAUUUUCUUUCACCCAUUUUUUGCCUCAUUUCCUCCUUCCUUUCCAUUUUUUCAGUGGACCAUCUUAUGUUUGUUGUUCUCUUACAUCUUCCCUCCCUUCUUCCUGCUUAUUUCCUUCCUUCACCUGUCUUCCUUCAUUUCUCGUCUUUCCAUUUUUCUUUUACACCCCCCACUCCUUCCUUUCUUUGUCCUUCCUUCCCUCCUGCUUAUUUCCUUCCUUCCCUCCUGUUUUACUUGCUUCCUCAUUUUCAUUUCUUUUCCUUUUGCCUUAUUUUCUAAGGACAGUUAAAUCAGAUAUAUCACAGAUAAAAGUGUGUGCCGGCGUCCAGGCUCUCUCUGCUCGUUAGCAUGUAAAUCUAUGCUAAUUAAUGCAGAGCAGAAUAUUCCAGAAUGUUUUAAUGUGUCACCUCAGAGUGGAGGAGUUGACGUGUUACUGAAGAGACGACACACACACACACACACACACACACACACACACACAGCGGUGCAGAGUUAGCUGUUAAGCGCUAAUGAACGGAGUGUGUUGUGUCAAACUCUCCUUUCCAAACUGACAGUAAGAGGAGUCUCACACACACACAGACACACACACACACACACAUUUACACACGCUGUCGAACAGCGGCGUAGAGGUGAAAGAACAACACUGCCAGAGAAAAUUAAGGAGUUUAUAUUUUAUUAUUUCUCUACCAAAUGACCUGAGACGAGAGGAGAGGGGAAGGAGGAAGCAGACGGGGGAGUUUGACAGGAAGUGUUGCGCUUGUGUUUUGUGGUUUCACUGUGUUAACCUUUAUAGUCUACAGAAAAAGAAACUAACUGAAAUGGUGUUAGUCUUGCUCCCUCGGGAGUGCCUCAGUUUCUGUCUUUUGCUUCAUUUUACUUUCUUGUCAUGAUUUUGCUGUUCCUUUAAGUCAACUUUGUGUCAGUCAGUCAACGUAUCUUUAUUUGAUGGGUUUUUUUUACUCUCCUUUACUUUCAGUGUUUUCAGUUGUCUCUCUCUUGUCACAUCCUUUCUACCUUGAGAAAUCUGCUGCAUUAGUUUUACCUUUUGCGUUUUGUAAGCUGUUUUCUCUCCAUUGUGCUUGCUCCCGUUAUUUGCGUCCCCGUUAUUUUUUUGGCCUCUCUCUUUUCACUUAUCUUUUUCUUCGACCACUUCCUGUUUUGUUAAGAGACGGAUUGCAUCACUUGCUUCAUACCUCAACUACAUAUUUGCUUUUAACUUCAAGAGAGUGAGAUCUCGUCAAGCCUCCGAGCCUUUACACCUGCGCGACGCAGCUCUCUCUUUUAUUCUGUUGUAUUUCGACAGAAUGCCAGCUAAUAGGGUGUCACUAGAGAAAGCGGCGAAUGUGUGAGUGUUCAUUUCAUGUACUAAUUGUGUUUGAAGUUUGGGUUUCCAUGGUGAUACAGAGCUGGAAAAGCAGUUACUGGCUAAAUUUUAAAAGAAUUUCUCUCCCUGUUCACCACUUUGACCCAGUGAGUGCGUGAGUGUGUAAAUCCAUCCAGUAAAGAAACCGAGGCCAAACAUUAACUCAUCAGUCUCAUAUUGUGAUUAUCAACUUUUCAACAACAUGUCACUGAAACACACACACACACACACACACACACACACACAAUGAGUAGCCUCAGUUUUUACAGGGAGUAUUUAGUCAGUGACACAGAUUACCUUUAAAACAGCCACUGAUCAUAACAGCAUCUCCAGGUGUGUGUUUCUGUCUGUUCUUCUCACCAUAUUUUAUCUGUCCUUGUCCGUCUGUCUGCCCGCCACACCUGCACAUCAACGAGUCCUCCUGUCUGAAAGGCAAAAUAGGUUGUUUGUCAGUAUCUUCCAAAAUGACCCAUAUGAGCAUUUUCUGAUCCGUCACCUACAUGGCAUGUUUACAAUCUGUGUAUAAUUUUGCCAACCUGAUUGUCCCUACUGUAAUUUCAUGAUGUUGGUCUAUUCAGUACACACAACAUCCACUGCACGUCUGUCCGUCCUGGGACAGGUCCGUCUAUGCCCCCCUCUGCUGCUCUUCCUGAGGUUUCUUCCAUUAUUUCCUCGUUAAAGGGUUUUUUGGGGGAGUUUUUCCCUCAUCUGAAUCGAGGGUCUAAGGACAGAGGGCGCUGUAUGCUGUACAGAUUGUAAAGCCCCUUGAGGAAAAUUUGUGAUUUGUGAUAUUUGGUUACAUAAAUAAAACUGACUUGACUUGGUGAAGGUCUGAUUGAGUUUACACAAGUAAACCUACUCCGUUAAGGUUCAGGAAAACCUCCUUCAUGGUUAAAAGAAACCAAUGUCGACUACUGCUGGUAGCAAACUACAUUCUCGGGUGCAGAGGUCACCACUUUGUACGUGCAAACAUCCUAAUUGCAAAAUGUUGCUGCUCAGAAAAUGCAUUUUUUUCUGGUGAGGACAUUCUGUAUCUGCUUGUUGACCAAAGGUGACCGGGCCUUUGCUGUUAGAGCCCCGACUGUGGAACACUCUGCCUGUCGACAUCAGACAGGCUGUAUCAUUAGCUUCUUUUAAAUCCCUUCUCAAAACUUUCUUCUAUAGGACAGUGUUUAUGAAUAUUUAAUAUGUUGCUGGGUUUUAUCAUCCCACAUGUUUUAACUUUAUUGUAACAGAUAAAAACAUAAAUAAACACCCCUGGUGUUUUUCCCCUGUAAAGUACAUUGUAAUCUUGUUAAGAAAAGUGCUAUAUAAAUAAAGUUUAUUAUUAUAUUA